AUGGCUGCGACGCAGGCAGAGUCUCAGCGUAGCGAAGUGAACGUAGAUCAGAGUCCAUCGGAGCAGCUCAGUGACUCUCGGAGCGCUCUGUUACAAAACGGCACUGACAAGAGCGUAGGGCGCGUUCCGCCCGAUGGCGUUGUGAACACAAAGAGUAAGUCGCCGAUGUCGGUCGAUCCGGGGCAGCCACGCGACGGUGGUGAGGCACCGGGCCACGAUCGGGGCGGUGAGAGGCCCGUGACUGACCAGUACGGGCAAUAUCGAUAUCCGGAAGGCGCAGAUCCGUAUUAUGCCGCGCGGCCAGGCUUUCCUGGUAAACCGCGGCCGCCGCCGCAACAGAGAUUCUUCCCGGGCCAGCCCGCAGCCCAGGCACCAGGCCCCACGCCGACGCUUAAUUCAUUGCUGCAAUCGAGCGGUGCGCCGCCACACCGUUACCCUAAUAGCUAUGAACAGCCCCCUGCGGGAUAUGGGCCCGCGCCUGGUUGGCCUCCACCGAGACCAAUGCCUCCAUAUAACCCUCAAGGAGGACCCUACAGAAAUUCUACACCGCCGCGUGGCUACGGCGGUCCACCUUACGGCGGCGGUCCGGCGGGCGCGGCCCAGCAGCCCGCCGCCGGCUACGGUCCGCCGGGCGCAUACCCGCAGCGGUACCCGCCGCCGCCAAACUCGCGGCCGCCCUUCUCGCCACAUCAGGGCUACGAGCGCGGCGGUUCGCCGCAGCCGCCUUCUCACCCGGCCGGCGCGCCGAGUCCGGGCGCUCCGCCCUCCGCCGGGCCCCUGUCGCCAACGCACGACGCCCAGCAUCCGCCGCACCUGCCGCCCGCCUCGCAACCCCCGCACCAGGGCUACCCGCCACCGCCGAGGCCACCUCAACCGUCCACCCCCAACGCGCACGAUCCAGAUUCGGUGAGUGCUGAUAUUAUUGUCUCGCUCGACUCCACAGUAACCACAGGGAGAGCAGCCAGCACCAACCGAUGUGUGACUUUUGAACGGAUUGCUUUGGAAAGUUUCAUGUUUCCCAUCGUGUUAUAU
This is a messenger RNA of Iphiclides podalirius (scarce swallowtail), 1032 nucleotides long. NCBI's taxonomy places the organism in Eukaryota, Metazoa, Arthropoda, Insecta, Lepidoptera, Papilionidae. The record is from the annotation of a GenBank genome assembly.